Messenger RNA from Anopheles nili, 1152 nucleotides. RefSeq lists its product as uncharacterized. The transcript is spliced from 2 exons. The coding region runs from base 74 to 1084 and encodes 336 amino acids. Lineage: Eukaryota; Metazoa; Arthropoda; Insecta; Diptera; Culicidae. The record is from RefSeq and is a predicted model, not a curated record.
CCGGGAGCUAGUACGUCUCUUAGAAGUGUACCAGCCGUCGCCAUUGGGUAACGUGAAAUCGGAAGUCCGGGAAAUGCGACUCGGAACGUCAGUUUGGCCUUUGGUGGUGCUGGCAUGCGCCCUAGGAUCAAUGCCACCACAGGUGACAGGUGCUCAGCAUGUCGAUAUAUUCCAGCAAUUCCGUGACGGAAGCUACCGAGAGCACGAACGCGCCAGAGCGGGUCUGAAUGGAUCCGAAGAAGAGCUAGAUGACAUCAGGACCGAAGCACCGACGAGCUGCGUUGAAGAUGUUCUGCCAUCCGAUCCGCUGGAACUACACGAAAAGCUCGAACAGGAACUCGAACCACCACCGGUGAAACCGCAGAAUCUGCCCCUUCCUGAUCUGCGCGAUCUAUUCAGUCAACUCACGUCGGGUCUGUUUGGAGCUAACUUGUUCCGGAUCGGUAAUCACGUGCGUGCUCUACUGACCGGCAUUAAAGGACGCGUCCAUUCAUACGUCAAUGACACCAUCGCUAAGCUCGAACAUCAGCGACAUCGUGCGAUGACUUCGAUGCGCCACAAGAUGACGGAACUGAACGACCAAAUUCAGCAGCGCUUUAGUGACGAAUUUGUCGAGUAUCGGGACGUCUGCUUACCAGACGAAGACCAAUGCAUGCGGCUUUUGCACACCCAGAUCGAGCAGUACGAGCAUCGGUUACGGGCUAACGUUGAUCAGUGCCAUGACCGGUUGGCGGAGGCAUUAGCUCGCCAGCGUCAGGAUAUGGCCAAAGCGCAGCAACAGCUACAGGACGGUUCGCUACGCAAGCUGGAAGGAUGUCUUGACCCGGAUGCCGGAAUUGGACGGAGUUUGCUCGCGUGUACCGGUGGUGCGAUGGCUAACCUGGGGAAAUUGAUCACUGGUGCGCUGGAAACGUUCACCAGCAAGAUGAGUCAACUGUCGGGAUCCUUCGCACGGCGAGUGGACAAGUACGAUCAGUGUGUGGUCAAACGGCGCAAGCUGCUACAACAGAACGAACGUGAGCUGUCAGCGAUGGUUAAGGGUUGCUUCGAGCGACAACGUUCGAAACCGGACGAGUUCUUCUGAACAUUGGGUUUGGUAGUAUCGAAUAAAGAAGGCAACUUCCGUUAUUACGACGAGCCCUUUUGCAAUCA